AUGGUGUUCCAUGGCUUCCAAACAGGUGUCACGUGCUUCGUCGAGGGGACAUCCUUCACAACAUGGUCCUUCGCUUUGCAACUAUUGGCAUUUCCAGCUUUCGUUGCUCUGACCAGCCUGCCAGCAGUAGCGGUGAAAAUUUGGAGAGGCAUCAACCUAUUCAGUGUCCUUUUCAGCAUCUACGGCCUGAUCCUUGUGGCUCUCUUGACAGCGAUCUCAAUUGUUGUAGUCACGCCCCUGAAGUGCAUGAAGAACCCCAAUCUCACCUACACCCUCGAGGCCCACCCGCAGGUGAUAUGCUGGAACUCGCAAGAGCACGAGACGCUUGUAAUACUGACAGCGAUCGGCGUUUUGGUCUACCCCGUGACCAUCCUCAGCUUGCUGCUAUGGGCUACCUACAAGUAUCCUCGCUGGCUUCGCUCGGACAGAGGAGUUGAAACUUUGCACCGUUUUAACUUCUUGUUUGGCCGCUUCCGGCCUGAAAGAUAUCAAUGCUGCCUGAUGUUUACGGUCAUGAACUUCCUCAUCGCUAUCACACCGGUAUGCUUGCCAACUGCUCCUCAGAUUGUCGCCAUGUGCAUCCUUCUCUGGGUCAAGCAAGUGGUACACUGUUUGUGGUGGCCUUGGAAAUUCGAAGCAGCCAACUGGAGUGAACUUGUGUUGUCUGGUUGCACUGUGCUCUUCUUCAACUUGGCAACGCCGUUGCUGGACUCGGAGGACAAUGGCACUGAUACCCAACUCUCGAUUUUAUUGGUGAUAAUUUUUCUUGGCUUGCCAGUGUGCUUCGUGGGGGCUGCCAUUUUUGCGGUCUUAUCCAUGCGCAAAGGAUCAAGCAGGUACACGUUAUUCCUGUCUCAUCACAAGGCGUCCACGUGUACGCUUUGUCGGUACAUCAAGGUGGUGGUUGCAAAGCUGGCGCCGGCCUUUCAUGUGUUUUAUGAUGCAGAUAACCUUCGCGAUCUGGAUUCGUUGUUUGGCAUCGUGAAGAACGAUGUGGACUUUUUUUUGGCCGUACUGAGUGCCAACGUGUUCAGCAGCUUCUGGUGCAUUGCAGAAAUGACUACAGCAUUCGCAAACAAAGUGCCGAUGCUUGUGCUAUGUUGUGACGACCUUCCGUAUGUUGGCGACAAGUUUAUGGAUCUGUCUACAAGCAGCUGGCCCGAAGAGCAGCUUGUUCUGUUGCACAGCCAUGGCUUGUCCUUGGAGGACGUACAGGCGGCUGUGGCUCACGUGCUGAAUCUUCCACACGUACAGCUCCUUCGAAAUGGCAGCGCCUCUCAGCACGAGGCCUCCAUCAUCAAAGUGUUGCAGAAUGUCAGCGGAUGUCCAGUUCUCGAAGAGCCCUAUGAGGGUUCUGUGGAAAGAGCUCGACUCCUGGUGUGCGGAGGUGCUCAGCCAGAAGCCAUCUCCUCCAUGCUUGUCAUGCAGCAGCUUUUGCAAAGCAAGCUUCAAGUUCCUUGUUACGUCGUUCGGCAUGCGGCAGAGAUCGGGCUGUCGAAGAAAGCCACACGGCUAGUGGUUGUCCUUACCCAAGGGCUCUUUGCCGAAGAGGAAUUCGCUGAACUUGUCCGUUCUACGGAUAUGGACAACUGGGCAAAAGUGGUUGUCAAUGAUGGUUCCUUCGAUUUCCCUACGCCCAACGUCUAUCGGGACCUGCAGUGUCCAGAUCUUUCGGCUGCAUACAAGAGCCUGUGUAGCUCUUUGGCGCUGCCGUUUACACCGCAUCUCUCUGAAACACUCCUGCACCAGCAGAUGGAGCAUAUUUGCACAAGGCCCAAAGGGUUCAAAUAA
Messenger RNA from Symbiodinium sp. CCMP2456, 1791 nucleotides. Lineage: Eukaryota; Dinophyceae; Suessiales; Symbiodiniaceae. The record is from the annotation of a GenBank genome assembly.